AUGAAAGCCAACCUGAAGCUUAGAGCAGUACAUGGACGUUCAUGUAUCUGGCUGUCGGUGUUUGUUUUCCAGUGCUGCUUCCAACUUAGCGCUUCCUUGAUUUACUGGACUGCCUAUGUUGAAGUCAGAUACUUUGACAGCGUAUCUAAUGAAACUGUGGGCAGUAUAUAUCCUCUGGCGUGCUCGAGGAACACUACUUUCACCGCGAAACACCAGCCAUGGAUUGCCCUGAUAAAAAAAGGGAACUGUACGUAUUCACAGAAGAUACGUGCUGCCCAGCGACAAGGAGCCUCGGCGGUGGUUAUUUACAACAUAGAUGGGACGGGCAAUGACACUAACCUGAUGGCCCAUUCAGAUGCCAAAGACAUAGUUGCCAUCAUGGUUGGCAAUAUUCUAGGCACAGAAAUGGCUAAGCUGGUGAAGAAUGGCUCAGAUGUGUAUGUGGCGAUCGUAGUGGCCAAUCCUCGCGGCCUGUGGUACAGCAGCACAUGGGCAUACUCGCUGUCCUUCACCUUCAUCGGCGUAACGACCAUCACCAUGUUCUACUUCGCUUUCCUCUUCAUCAAACGGAUGUACAGAAACCAGCAGCUCCGGAAGCAAGAGAUGGAGAUGAAGAGAGAGAAUGAAAAGGCCAUAGCAAAAUUAGAAGUGCGGACUCUGCGGACGGGUGACCUGGAGGUGGAAUCGGAGGACGUGAGCUGUGUUGUGUGCACUGACUCGUUCAAACACAAUGAAAAGGUCACCGUUUUACCCUGCAGACACUUAUACCAUAAGAAGUGCAUUGAGCCAUGGCUGCUGGAACACCCCACCUGCCCCAUGUGUAAAUUUCACAUCCUCAAAUACAAGAUUGAUGAGGAGAGCGAUGAUCCACCUUCAUCGAGUGACACGUUCCGUCUCGCUGUGAUCCGGACAGAGCAGCUCCACACAUCAUCUUAA
Messenger RNA from Sinocyclocheilus grahami, 936 nucleotides. RefSeq names its product E3 ubiquitin-protein ligase RNF133-like. NCBI's taxonomy places the organism in Eukaryota, Metazoa, Chordata, Actinopteri, Cypriniformes, Cyprinidae. The record is from RefSeq and is a predicted model, not a curated record. The transcript is spliced from 7 exons. The coding region runs from base 1 to 936 and encodes 311 amino acids.